Molecule: messenger RNA, 396 nt
Organism: Malus domestica (apple)
Lineage: Eukaryota; Viridiplantae; Streptophyta; Magnoliopsida; Rosales; Rosaceae
Source: RefSeq, a predicted model, not a curated record
AUGGUUUCCAAGACUUUCAUUUACUUUUGUCUUUUGCUUGUCAUUGUCCUUCUCAUUUCCUCUGAAGUGGCCACAGACGCUGCAGAGGCCACUAUGAAUCCCAAUGGUGUACGUGAUGCCAAGUAUGGUGGCGGGUACCAAGGAGAUCCUGGGCGAGGCGAGUAUGGUGGCGGGUAUCAAGGAGAUCCUGGGCGAGGCGGGUAUGGUGGCUACCCAGGUCGUGGUGGAUAUGGCAGUCGUGGGGGUUUUGGUGGAGGAGGUCGUGGCAGAAAUGGAGGAGGGCGUUGCUACUAUGGUUGCUGCAGAUGGAGUUACAGUGGAAGAGAGUGCGUAAGGUGCUGCAAUCAUCCUGGUCAAGCUGUUGAUACACAGCCUCACAACCAGUCCAUUAGUUAA